AUGGCCGACGUUCUCGAGCACAACGUCCGGACGAUCAUUGCGGCCCAGUGCCGCGUGCCUUUGGAAAAGGUCACCCUCGACGCUGAUAUCAACCGUGACCUCGGCGGGGACAUGGACACCAUGGCCUGGUUGCUCGUCCGGUUACAACAAGAAUUCCACCUGGACUUUACGGCCGACGAUGCCACGAUUCGCACCGCCGGCGAGAUUGUCCAGUAUAUCAAGUCCAAGUCUCAGUGAAUACUAUCAAUAUUAUCUCUCUUUGAUUAUAACAUCAUUCUCUAUCCUUGAUCAAGUCCUUUUCUGCCCCUUGGACACUCUCCAGAAACUCUUGCACAGCAUCAUCAUUAUCUUCCC
Messenger RNA from Aspergillus wentii DTO 134E9, 354 nucleotides. Its product is annotated as acyl carrier protein. The transcript is spliced from 3 exons. The record is from RefSeq and is a predicted model, not a curated record. Lineage: Eukaryota; Fungi; Ascomycota; Eurotiomycetes; Eurotiales; Aspergillaceae. Bases 1 to 237 code for a protein of 78 amino acids.